AUGUAUAUUCUCAAGCCUUCGUGGCUGCGGCAUAGUGGCGAGCAGAAGGAUUUCGAGGUAUACAGCUGCCACGUCUCCCCGGAUGGCUCGAGGCUAGCUACGGCUGGUGGAGAUGGCCACGUCCGAGUUUGGUCGACCGAAGCCAUCCUCAACUCUGAGAAGCCCGACAACGGCAAACCACGGCAACUCUGCCACAUGAGCCAUCACCUCGGAACCAUCCACUCAGUGCGCUUCUCACCGAACGGCCGCUACCUCGCUUCCGGCGCCGACGAUCGGGUCAUCUGCAUUUACCAACUGGACCGCAACCCACCAUCGCACGCAGCGACGUUUGGCACAAACGAACCGCCACCAGUAGAGAACUGGAAAACGCAUAAGCGCCUCGUCGGCCACGACAGCGAUGUUCAAGACCUCGCCUGGUCAUAUGACAACUCGAUCCUCGUGUCCGUGGGGCUUGACUCCAAGGUGGUCGUCUGGUCCGGACACACGUUUGAGAAGCUGAAGACUAUCGCCGUCCACCAGAGCCAUGUCAAGGGCAUCACAUUCGACCCGGCGAACAAGUUCUUUGCCACUGCGGGAGACGACCGACACAUCAAGAUCUUCCGCUUUACACCGCCUCCGCCGAACGCAACACAGCAUGACAUGGUGAACAACUUUGUCCUUGAGACGACAAUCAGCGCACCGUUUAAGAGCUCGCCGCUCACAACAUACUUCCGGAGGUGUAGCUGGUCACCCGACGGUAACCACAUCGCAGCGGCCAAUGCAGUGAACGGCCCGGUGAGCAGCGUUGCCAUUAUCGAGCGGUCUACUUGGGACAGCGAGAUCAACCUGAUCGGCCACGAAGGUCCCACCGAAGUGUGCAUGUUUUCUCCACGGCUGUUCCACACGCAAAAGCCCAGCGAGAACGGGUCCAGCGAGAAGGCUCCUCCCCUGGUAACCGUUAUUGCGUCCGCCGGCCAGGAUAAGACACUUAGCAUAUGGAACACGAACACGUCAAGGCCGGUCGUCAUCUUGCAGGAUGUGACGUCGAAGUCGAUCUCAGACUUGGCCUGGACCCCGGAUGGCCAAACAUUGUUCGCCUCGAGCUUGGACGGCUCCAUCCUCGCAGUCACGUUUGAGGUUGGCGAGCUGGGCUGGGUAGCGACCUCGGAGGAGAACGACAGAGCACUGCAAAAGUAUGGUGGGUCGAGGAAGGGCAUGGGAAUCGCCGAGGAUGUCGACGGUCUGCACUUGGAGAAUCACAGCAAAGAAGGAGAGCGCCGGGGAGCCGAAUCAAGAAUGGGGGCCUUGAUGGGCGAUUUCCAAGCCGAGGAAAAGACCCACGCAGUUACGACCAAUGGAACCAAAUCGACGGAUAAGAAUGGCGAGACCAAUGGCACUACACAAACAUCAACGGGCAAAGAGGCCGCGAAGGCUGCGGCCGCCGACGAAAGCGCAGAGAAAACGGCCGAACGGAUAGCUGAACUAAAGUCGCGGGUGCAGGUCACCAAGGACGGUAAGAAGAGAGUAGCGCCCUUGCUUGUCUCUUCCUCUGCUACUGGCCUCUUGUCUUUGCCUCAGUCGCAACUGGUGGGAGCAAAGUCUGCCAAACCGACGCAAAACGACCCACCGCAGACAAUGCUGGACCUCUCCAAGCCUUUCCAUGGCUUACCAAGAGGCGGUAUCGCUGCGAUGCUUCUUGGUAACAAGAGAAAAGCUGCCCCAACAGAGGCAGAAGAGGAUGAAGAGCUGCCAGCCAAGCGGCCAUCAACCAGCCCUGUGCUGAUAAUGGUUGACACCCCUGAGGGCCUGGAACCCGCCCCUCCCACGGCCCCGGCGCACGGCAUGGUGCCGACACCGGAGUUCCUUCGACCGGCUGUCAUAAGCCCUGCCAUUUCUUUCUCUCAAAUCAGGUUGGCUGUUCCCAAGGUGCGGUCACAUAUCCUCAGACCGCUUGAAAGGGGCGUUCUGCAAGGCCAGUCAAGUCAGGAAGAAGCAUCGAAGGUGCCUGAGAACAUCAUUCUCGAGGCCAGAAACCCGAUAAAACCCCGCGAACCUUCGCGCAUUACCGCCUCCAAACGCGGCGCCUUACUAUGGCAAGACUUCCUCCCGCGAGCGAUCCUUCUCGUCACGGGAAGCAAACACUUUUGGGCCGCUGCGUGUGAAGAUGGCUCCAUCCAUACCUGGACUCCGGCUGGCCGCCGCCUCCUCAACGGCAUCAUCCUCGACUCGCAACCCGUCAUCCUCGAGUCGCGGGAUCACUGGCUCCUCUGCAUCACGUCUGUCGGCCUCUGCCACGUCUUCAACAUCAAGACCAUGUCCGCCGCCCAUCCACCCGUCUCUCUCGCCCCGAUACUUGACAUCGCCAUCACCUCUCUCUCCCCCGAGGGCGCGACCCCUGCGCCCGGUGUCACUUCAGCCCACCUCAACAGCGUCGGCGCCAUCGUGGUCACCCUCAGCAACGGAGACGGGUUCUACUACUCGUCCACCAUGUACGCCUGGCAGCGACUGUCAGAAUCAUGGUGGGCCUUGGGGAGCCAGUACUGGAACAGCAACGACUCGUCCAUCAGCGCGCUUUCCUCUACCGCCGUGGGUCCGGUAACGAAGAACGGGGCGUCCACGACGUCAGACAAGGGAGAAAAUGGAGAAGUCAGCGUCUCGGCGGGCGUCAUACCCUUCCUCGAACGGCAUACCACCACCGAGUUCCUGCUGAAGGGACGCGCGUACACCUUGCAAAGGCUCAUCAAGACGCUGCUGGCCAAGGACGGGUUCGAGGGGUUCGAGAGCACCGUCAGCGUGGCCCACUUGGAGAAUCGCAUUGCCGGGGCGCUCGCGCUCGGCGCGAAGGAGGAGUUCAGGUUGUAUCUGUUCAUGUAUGCUAAACGGAUUGGCGCUGAGGGGUUGAGGGGGAAGGUGGAAGAGUUAUUGAACUGCUUGGUUGGGGGCGUUUUGCGGGAGAAGAGCGCGGACGGCGAGGGGAAGGGGUGGUUCAGUAGGCAGGAGACGUUGGGGGGGUGGAACAGAAAGGAGUUGCUGAAGGGGGUCGUGCUGAUUUUGGGCAAAUUCCGUGACCUCCAGCGGUUGACGGUCCAGUACGCCCGCAUCCUCGGGCUGACUGCCGAUAAAGAAGAGGGCGGCGGCGGUGAGAACACAGCAGCCGAGGGGAUGGAGUUGGAGGACUAG
Parathielavia appendiculata is the source of this 3159-nucleotide messenger RNA. RefSeq names its product Hira-domain-containing protein. The record is from RefSeq and is a predicted model, not a curated record. The transcript has 5 exons. The coding region runs from base 1 to 3159 and encodes 1052 amino acids. Gene Ontology annotation, cellular component: nucleus; chromatin; HIR complex. NCBI's taxonomy places the organism in Eukaryota, Fungi, Ascomycota, Sordariomycetes, Sordariales, Chaetomiaceae. Gene Ontology annotation, molecular function: nucleosome binding; protein binding. Gene Ontology annotation, biological process: regulation of DNA-templated transcription; DNA-templated transcription; chromatin remodeling.